Messenger RNA from Salarias fasciatus (jewelled blenny), 2024 nucleotides. RefSeq names its product SET and MYND domain containing 1b (gene smyd1b). Gene Ontology annotation, molecular function: histone H3K4 methyltransferase activity; protein binding. NCBI's taxonomy places the organism in Eukaryota, Metazoa, Chordata, Actinopteri, Blenniiformes, Blenniidae. The coding region runs from base 109 to 1578 and encodes 489 amino acids. The record is from RefSeq and is a predicted model, not a curated record. The transcript is spliced from 10 exons. Gene Ontology annotation, cellular component: nucleus.
AGGACACAGAUUGGUUCAGGGUUUCCCCAAAGCCACCCAGUCGCUUCGCCACCGAAACACUCCUCCCUUUACCUCACCAUUCAGUACUCCGGAGCCGGUGUGUCCACCAUGGAGAACGUGACGGUAUUUGAUUCACCUGGAAAGGGGCGGGGUUUGAAAGCCAACAAGGAGUUUUGGGCUGGAGAUGUCAUUUUUUCGGAGGCCAGUCUUUCAGCUGUUGUAUUUGACAGUCUCUCAGAGCGAAUUUGCCACAGUUGUUUCCGGAGACAAGACAAGCUCCAGAGGUGUGGUCAGUGUAAAUUUGCCCAUUACUGUGACCGAACCUGCCAGCGGGCCGGCUGGGCUGAGCACAAGCAGGAGUGUGGCGCCAUCAAGGCCUAUGGCAAAGUACCAAACGAGAACAUCCGCCUGGUGGCUCGCAUCAUGUGGCGCCUCGAUAAGGAGGGCGGCGUGGUCUCCGACAUGCAGCUGACCACCCUGGAGGAGCUGGAGGACCACAUUGCUGACAUGCAGGAAGACGAGCUGAAAGAGUUCAAAGUGGACAUCCACAACUUCUUGGACUACUGGCCUCGUAACAGCAAGCAGCACACAAUCGAUGACAUCUCACACAUAUUUGGAGUGAUCAACUGCAACGGCUUCUCCGUGAGCGACCAGAGGGGCCUGCAGGCUGUAGGAGUUGGUCUUUUCCCAAACUUGUGCCUGGUGAACCACGACUGCUGGCCAAACUGCACUGUGAUCCUCAACCACGGAAAUCAAUCGGCUGUGAAUACUAUGUAUCAUUCUCAACGGAGGAUUGAGCUGCGAUCUCUGGGUAAAAUUGCAGAGGGAGAAGAGCUAACAGUCGCUUACGUGGACUACUUGAAUCUGUCGGAGGAGCGACGGAGGCUGCUGAAAAUGCAGUAUUUCUUCGACUGCACAUGUGAGCACUGCAAGAACGGAACCAAAGACGACCUGAAGAUGGCGGGAAGGGAGGUGGAAGGCGUUAAGCCUCCAGAGGAACAGGUUAAAGAAGCAACAGACUACUGCUUUCAAAUGAUGGAAAAGUUGGAAACUUCUAGAUUGGCUGGUGAUUACCAUGAGGUGGUAAAAAUCUGCAGGGAGUGCAUCAAGAAAACAGAGCCGAUUUUGGCAGACACUCACAUCUACCUGCUGAGGAUCUGGAGCACGAUGAGCGAAGUGCAGUCGUACCUGCAGUACUUUGAAGAAGCUGCAGAAUACGCCCGCAAAAUGGUGGACGGAUAUACGAAGCUGUACAACCCAAACAACGCUGCACUUGGGAUGGCAGCCAUGCGAGCAGGAGUGACCCACUGGCAAGCAGGACUGAUAGAAGUUGGACAUGGGAUGAUCUGCAAGGCUUUCGCCAUCCUCAUGAUCACCCAUGGUCCAACACAUCCCAUCACCAAGGACCUGGAGGCGAUGCGUAUGCAGACAGAAAUGGAGCUGAGGAUGUUCAAACAGAACGAAUACGUUUACCACAGUAUGAGGGAGGCAGCUCUGAAGAACAAACCCAUGACCAUGAUGCACGAACCCAAGUCUGUCGAGGAGGGCAUCAAGAACCUUUUCCACAGGAGGAAGUGAUCAGACUGCAGGAAAUAAAGCCACCCUAUGUUUACUUUGAAUUGCACCGAGUGUUUGAGUCUACACAUAUCAUUGAAAUACGUCUUGCCAAGUUCCACGUUUGAAACAUAUGAACUCAGUGUAAAGCAGUGGACCAGUUCCAGCCAUCCUACUAAUGUGUUCUUCAAACUGUCUGAACCCUCAAGGCAAAGAGGAAAGCUCAGCUUAAUCAAGCCCCUUACUGCACAUAGCUUAAGGUUCAGACUAAACGUCAACACUAUUCACUUUUUGCACGUCACCGCCUCCAUCCAUUAAUGUGCUGCAUUUUUAAAACCGGCUGCUGUGAAGCAGUGCAGAAUUAUGCAUUAAAACCCAGGAGACACUUGUAUUCAUGCAGUUAAUCUUUAUUUUAGUGCAGGCAUUAGUUGAUGCGUUUGCUUGUCCUCUUGUAAACAAUGCCACCAACA